AUGGCGGUGGCGGUGCUGCGGCCGCUGGAUGCCCCGCCGGCGGAGCUGGCGCCGGCCACCGCGCUGCUGCUGGCGCCGCCCCCGCUGUGCGCGGCGCUUCGCGGCCGGGGCGGCGGGCUGGUGCUGGCGGUGCGGCCGGCAGGGCGCGUUGGGGCGCAGGCCGUGCUGCUGAGCGCCGUGGCGCUGGAGGCGGGCGGGCGGCGGGGCGCGGAGCUGUGGUUGCGCGGGGCCCUGCUGCGGCGGCUGGGGCUGGCGGCCGGCCGGCGGGUGGCUGUGUGGCCGGUGCGCCGGCCGCCGGCGCUGGCCUGGGUGCUGCUGGGGGCGGUGGGUCGGGCGGGGCGGCCGGCGGGCGGCGCGGUGCUGGUGCGGCGGGGCGAGGCGCUGCCGGGGCCCGGCCCGGGCCCGGGCCCGCUGGUGCUGGAGGCGCGGCCGGCGCUCCAGGGGUUGCUGGGCAACGCCACGCGCACCGCCCUCGCCCCUCCGCCGCCGCGCGAUCCCGCAGCCCCCGGCGCCCCCUGCCGGCGCCCCGCAGCGCCGCCCCUCGUCUCCCGCUUCGCUGCCGCCGGGCCCGGGGGGAGAGAGGCGGUGGAACCGCGGCUGCGGGCGGCCCCCGCCGGUGGGGCUGGCGGUGGCGGGGCGGAGGUGUGGGUGAGCCGGCGCGGGCUGCUGGCGCUGGGGCUCUUCCAGGGGGAGUGGGUGCGGGUGGCUGCCGAGGGGACGGCCCACGAGCAUCUGGCGGCGCUGCUGGCCCGGCCGCCCCCAUGGGAGUACCCGCGGGCCGCCCGCCGCAGCCCGGGCGAUGGUGCCGCCCUGAUGUCCCCUGCCCUGGCCUUCAACUUGGGCUGCGACCUUGCCGCCGCCACACAGCUCCGCCUGCGGCGCUACGAGAGAUCCGGCGCCUCUGAUGGGACGGGCAGCCGGUCCCUGCUGUCCGUGCCCCCCUUUGCCAAGGAGCUGCACCUAGAGACCGUCUGCUCACCGGCCUACAGCAGCCGGGGAGGCUAUGGGGACGUCCUCUACAAGCACUUCGAAACACCCCGGCUUGUCCAGGAGGGAGACAUCCUAUGUGUUCCAACAUAUGGAUAUGCUGAGUUUUUAGAACUAAAUGCAGACAAAUUCCUAAGAUGGCCAGAGCUUUACUUCAAAGUGAAGAAGAUUGUAGGUAUGGUGGAAGGCGAGCAGUCUGAGGGUUUUCUGGUGGACACCCAGAACACCUCUCUCUAUCUGGUGGGUUCAACAAACAGUGCUGUCCCAUCUGCCCCAGCCUAUAACAACCAUGAGUUCUGGAGCAGUUUGUCUCCUGCUGGACUUUCAGAUACUGUGAAGCAGCUCUGUGAUAUUCUUCGGCCUCACCUGAAUAAUCAGACAAGUGUGCUGAGUGGGGCUGGCUGCAUUCUCCUCUCAGGGCCAAGUGGCAGUGGGAAACUGAUGGCUGUCAGAGCUGUGUGUAGCUGCCUCAACCUCCACCUCUUCAAGGUUGAUUGUGUUAGUUUGUGCAGUGAUACCAGUGGAGCCACGGAGGAGAAAGUACAGAUGGCCUUCUCCCAGGCCCAGCAGUAUCAUCCAUGUGUGCUCCUGCUGAAAGACAUUGAGGUGCUUGGCAGAGACCGGGACAGGCUAGGAGAGGAUCCCAGGGUUGUCGCUACUCUGAGACAGCUGCUCCUGAGCAGAGACCCAGCACUGAGCCACCCUGUCCUGGUGAUUGGCACAACCUGCAAGCCCAAGGAUGUUCCUACAGAUAUACAGACUGCUUUUCUUCACGAGGUGAAAAUUGAAGCCCCUUCGGAAGAGGAGAGGAGGUUGAUGCUGAGUAUGCUGACUGCCAGUCUGCCUCUGGGUAAAGAAGUGAGCCUAUCCAAGCUGGCCCGCAGGACUGCAGGUUUUGUGCUUGGAGAUUUCUGUGCCUUGUUGUCCCACAGCAGCCGAGCUGCUUGUACCCGUAUCCAGGCCCUGAGUUUUCCAGGUGGACUCAACGAGGAAGCAGAGAGAGAUUUUUGCACUGCUGGGUUCCCAGUGCUUGAGGAGGAUUUUAGUGCUGCACUGGAACAGCUGCACAACACCCAUUCAAAGGCAGUGGGAGCCCCAAAGAUCCCCUCUGUGUCCUGGCAGGAUGUUGGUGGACUCCAGGAAGUGAAAAAGGAGAUCCUGGACACUAUCCAAUUGCCCCUGGAGCACCCGGAGCUGCUGUCACUGGGUCUUUGCCGCGCUGGUCUGCUGUUGUAUGGCCCUCCAGGGACAGGGAAGACCUUGCUGGCAAAAGCUGUGGCAACCACAUGUGCCAUGACAUUCCUUAGUGUGAAAGGGCCAGAGCUCAUCAACAUGUAUGUUGGACAGAGUGAGGAGAACGUGCGUAACGUGUUUGCCAGAGCCAGGGCAGCUGCUCCCUGCAUUAUCUUCUUUGAUGAACUGGAUUCCCUAGCUCCCAGUCGUGGGUGGAGUGGAGAUUCAGGGGGUGUCAUGGACAGAGUUGUCUCACAGCUCCUGGCUGAGCUUGAUGGUCUUCAUUCUACUGGAGAGGUGUUUGUCAUUGGAGCUACAAACAGGCCUGACCUCCUGGACCCAGCUCUGCUACGGCCAGGCAGGUUUGACAAGCUGGUCUAUGUGGGCAUAAACGAAGACCGGGAGUCACAGCUGCAGGUGCUAAAUGCCAUCACCAGGAAGUUUAAACUGGAUCCUUCUGUGAAUCUCAUCACCAUCUUAGACAAAUGCCCAUCUCAGAUGACAGGAGCAGACAUCUAUGCCCUGUGCUCAGAUGCCAUGAUGUGUGCUGUCAAACGCAAGGUGGAAUGGAUUGAGGAAGGGCUGGAUACUGAAAACUCUGCACUGAUCCUGACCAUGGAAGAUUUCCUGCAGGCUGCUGCGAAGUUGCAGUCAUCAGUCUCUGAGCAGGAGCUGCUCAGAUACAGACUCAUCCAACAGAAAUUUGCUGCUUGAUAAUGUUAAACAGAGCUUGGGACUGGAGGGGUGAUGGGGACAGUGCAUUAAGGGGUGCUAGAGAACAGGCACACACAGGCACCCACUUGCUCUUCCCUGAUGUCUCCUAAGUCCCUGUAUUUUGAGCUUGGAUGAAAAAGUGGAUGAGCAGUUUCUCGAGCCAAAGCCUGGUGGAAGUGCUGCUCUGCUCCUCCAAGCUAGUGGUGGGUUCUGUAACUGUCCCUUGUGUUUUGGGGAGCAUUCUGUGACUGCUGGGAGCAUCCCGAGUUGAUGUCUUGAGGAUGAGGAAGCCAAGUCUCAUCGCUGUAGGCAAUGCAAGGAGUGUCUUCAUGAGGACAGAGCACUGGUGGCGAAGCAAGGCCAAAACUGCACCCAAUUUGGCAGCAAGAAGAGGGCAAUUGCUUUCUUGGGUGCUAGACCCUCAGUGAGGGGUGCUGGACAGAGAGCAGCAGGACACAGGGCACUGAUACUGCAGUUGGCCGGGGCUUGACAUGGUCUCUCUGAAUAAAUAGAGGCAUUUAAUGAAUUGGUAUUCGUUA
Molecule: messenger RNA, 3473 nt
Organism: Calypte anna (Anna's hummingbird)
Lineage: Eukaryota; Metazoa; Chordata; Aves; Apodiformes; Trochilidae
Gene: PEX6
Product: peroxisomal biogenesis factor 6
Exons: 17
Coding region: 1-2934 (977 amino acids)
Biological process (GO): protein import into peroxisome matrix
Cellular component (GO): peroxisomal membrane; cytosol
Molecular function (GO): ATP hydrolysis activity; ATP binding
Source: RefSeq, a predicted model, not a curated record